Jaculus jaculus (lesser Egyptian jerboa) is the source of this 2653-nucleotide messenger RNA. RefSeq names its product Kruppel like factor 4 (gene Klf4). Gene Ontology annotation, molecular function: DNA-binding transcription factor activity, RNA polymerase II-specific; RNA polymerase II cis-regulatory region sequence-specific DNA binding. Bases 396 to 1871 code for a protein of 491 amino acids. The transcript is spliced from 6 exons. NCBI's taxonomy places the organism in Eukaryota, Metazoa, Chordata, Mammalia, Rodentia, Dipodidae. The record is from RefSeq and is a predicted model, not a curated record. Gene Ontology annotation, biological process: regulation of transcription by RNA polymerase II.
UCUCACCUGGCGGCGCCGCCCGCCCACCGCCCGGACCACAGCCCCUGCGCCGACGACGACAGCCACAUUGGCCGCGACAGCGGCGGGGGACACUGCUGAGUCAAAGAGAGCGGAGCCUGGCCAUCGGACCUACUUACGCCUUGCUGAUUGUCUAUUUUUAUAAGAGUUUACAACUUUUCUAAGAAUUUUUUUGUAUACAAAAGAACUUUUUUUAAAGAAAACAGAUAUCUCCAAUUUAUAUUUAAUCCAAAGAAGAAGGAUCUCGGGCAAUUUGGGGUGUUUUUUUUUUUUGGUUUGGGGUUUUGUUUCCUUUUUAUUUUUAAUCUUCGUUGACUUUGGGGUUUGGAUAACCCCGCUGCUUUGAGCUCCCGAGGACCUUCUGGGCCCCCACAUUAAUGAGGCAGCCACCUGGCGAGUCUGACAUGGCUGUCAGCGACGCGCUGCUCCCGUCCUUCUCCACGUUCGCGUCUGUCCCGGCGGGAAGGGAGAAGACACUGCGUCCAGCAGGUGCUCCGAAUAACCGUUGGCGAGAGGAACUCUCUCACAUGAAGCGACUUCCCCCGCUUCCCGGCCGGCCCUACGACCUGGCGGCCACGGUGGCCGCAGACCUGGAGAGCGCCGGAGCUGGCGCAGCGUGCAGCAGCAGCAACAGCAACAACAACCCGGCCCUCCUACCGCGGAGGGAGACCGAGGAGUUCAACGAUCUCCUGGACCUAGACUUUAUUCUCUCCAACUCGCUAUCCCACCAGGAAUCGGUGGCCGCCACCGUGUCCUCGUCGGCCUCGGCCUCGUCCUCGUCCUCGCCCUCGAGCAGCGGCCCCGCCAGCGCGCCCUCCACCUGCAGCUUCAGCUACCCGAUCCGGGCCGGGGGUGACCCGGUUGUGGCGGCCGGCGGCACCGGUGGUGGUGGUGGUGGUGGGCUCCUCUACAGCCGGGAGUCGGCACCGCCCCCCACGGCUCCCUUCAACCUGGCGGACAUCAACGACGUGAGCCCCUCGGGCGGCUUUGUGGCCGAGCUCCUGCGGCCCGAGUUGGACCCGGUGUACAUUCCGCCGCAGCAGCCGCAGCCGCCAGGUGGCGGGCUGAUGGGCAAGUUCGUGCUGAAGGCGUCGCUGAGCGCCCCCGGCAGCGAGUACGGCAGCCCGUCGGUCAUCAGUGUUAGCAAAGGCAGCCCCGACGGCAGCCACCCGGUGGUGGUGGCGCCCUACAGCGGCGGCCCACCGCGCAUGUGCCCCAAGAUCAAGCAGGAGGCCGUCUCCUCCUGCACGGUUGGCCGGCCCCUAGAGACCCACUUGGGCGCUGGACCCCAGCUCAGCAACGGACACCGGCCCGCCGCGCACGAGUUCCCCCUGGGGCGGCAGCUCCCCAGCAGGACUACCCCGACGCUGGGUCCCGAGGAACUGCUGAACAGCAGGGACUGUCACCCUGCCCUGCCGCUUCCCCCUGGAUUCCAUCCCCAUGCGGGGCCCAACUACCCUCCUUUCCUGCCCGACCAGAUGCAGUCACAAGUCCCGUCACUCCAUUACCAAGAGCUCAUGCCACCCGGCUCCUGCCUGCAAGAGGAGCCCAAGCCAAAGAGGGGAAGAAGGUCGUGGCCCCGGAAAAGGACCGCCACUCACACUUGUGAUUACGCAGGCUGUGGCAAAACCUAUACCAAGAGUUCUCAUCUCAAGGCACACCUGCGAACCCACACAGGUGAGAAACCUUACCACUGUGACUGGGACGGCUGUGGGUGGAAAUUCGCCCGCUCCGAUGAACUGACCAGGCACUACCGCAAACACACAGGGCACCGCCCCUUCCAGUGCCAGAAGUGUGACCGGGCCUUUUCCAGGUCGGACCACCUCGCCUUACACAUGAAGAGGCACUUUUAAAUCCCACCGUGGAUACCACCCACACUGCCAGGAGAAAAUUCAGUAUUUUUUUUAAACCUUUCAUACUGUCUUCCCGUGAAGGGAAGUGCCCAGCUGGCAAGCGCUACAAUCAUGGUCAAGUUCCCAGCAAGUCAGCUUGUGGAUGGAUAAUCAGGAGAAAGGAGGGAAUCCAAAGGACAAAAAUCAAAGAACAGAUGGGGUCUAAGACUGGAUCUUCUAUCAUUCCAAUUCCAAAUCCAACUUGAAUAUGCCUGGACUUACAAAACGCCAAGGGGGUGACUGGAAGUUUGUGGAUAUCAGGGUAUAAAUAACAUUUGAUCCGUGAGCUGGGGGGAGGGAAGACCAGAAUUCCCUUGAAUUGUGUUCCAAUGCAAUAUAAAGAUAAGGAUCACCUUGUAUUCUCUUUGCCUUCUAAAAGCCAUUAUUAUGUUAGAAGAAGAGGAAGAAAUUCAGGUACAGAAAAUGUUCUAAUAGCCUAAAUGAUGGUGCUUGGUGAGUCGUGGUUCUAAAGGUACCAAAUGAGGAAGCCAAAGUUCUCCAACUGCUGCAUACUUUGACAAGGAAAAUCUAUUUUUGUCUUCCGAUCUACAUUUAUGACCUAAGUCAGGUAAAUACACCUGGUUUACUCCUUUAACAUUUUUAUGCAGACAGUCUGUUAUGCACUGUGGUUUCAGAUGUGCAAUAAUUUGUACAAUGGUUUAUUCCCAAGUAUGCCUUAAGCAGAACAAAUGUGUUUUUUCUAUAUAGUUCCUUGCCUUAAUAAAUAUGUAAUAUAAAUUUAA